Molecule: messenger RNA, 1299 nt
Organism: Paracoccidioides brasiliensis Pb18
Exons: 2
Coding region: 1-1299 (432 amino acids)
Biological process (GO): regulation of DNA-templated transcription
Molecular function (GO): zinc ion binding; DNA-binding transcription factor activity, RNA polymerase II-specific
Source: RefSeq, a predicted model, not a curated record
AUGGACGACUGGCAAAAUCAUCUCCUUUCGUCUUCGAUGGAUGAAAAGCUGAGGCACCACUCUCCAGAGUCAAGUUCCACCUUGCAGGAACCUUCACCGAAGCGCAGCGCUGAAGCUGCAGAAUUCGAUGGCUCUGAUGGAAAAGUAAAUCGAAAAAGAUCGGCCAAAGCAUGCCAGUCAUGCAGGUCACGGAAAGUGAGAUGUAGCGUCAGCGACCACGGCGUUCCGUGCUACAAUUGCAAACUUGAUGACGUCGAAUGUAUAGUCCCAGAACGCAAAAGACCAACACGAACAACCAAGAGGCAGCGUUUCAUUGGCGCAGUGAUAUCCGCAGCGGUUGUGCGUAUGGGCAGAGCUUCUCCUGACAGUGGACUCUCUUCGCCGGGAAGUGUACCUGAAACUAGCCAUGGCGACUGGGACAAGGGAUUCCAAAGAACUCUAUUGUCUUCACCGAAUUCGUCUCAACAAAACGCGACCGAAGAAAACUCGGAAAUUGCGGAUAAUCCACGGCCAUUGUCAGAUCUACCGCCAUGCGACGAUGAAUUAGCUCGAUGGUUCAGCGUGAUGCCUCCCCGAGUAGUGGAUAAGAUGUUCAGUUAUCUUCAAUCCGUCAGCCAAAAUGGAACCCUUGAACCAUAUGGUGAAUCUGACUCGUCACACAGUGACUCAACAAUGCAUUUGCUUCCCUCAGGCUCGAAGCGGAAAAAACGCUACGGUACAAUAUUAUCCCGCCGAAAACCUGUCCGAAACUGUGUGGCUUCCCGGCCUCCAGAAUACCCACCACAGGUAGUCAGAUUGCCAACACGAGAAUCGCCACCACGAGAGUUGCCUCUAUCAUCAACUCAAGAACCAAAUGAAGGAAGAACGCUAAUCCAACAUUUGCGAGAUGACAACGCUGCUACGUGCAGCAAAGAGAAGGAUCUAGAGGAAGCUAUCCACAGAAGCGAUAGCCAAUUGACUAAAAAACAGUCUCGACAAUCGGGAGAUAAACACUCGCUAGACACGUGUAGGGAGCCUUCUUCUGAUCUAAAUACCAAAGCAACCUCCGUCCUUACCCCGCCUCCUGAGCAUUAUUGUGCUUCGGCUAUGAGCAUGCAGGCCUUUCAACAACUCGAAGCUCUACCCACGAGCACCCACAAAGAACCAUAUCCAAACCAGCCAACUACAAAGGGAGGAACACAGCAAGAGACACUGGUUGCUGGAAACGGUGGACUCGGGGGCGAAUUUCAGAGUAACUUUGAUUCCAUGAUUAAUUUAUGGGUUGGGGAUGCAUUCGACGUUUCAACAUUCCAGUUAUGA